CUCGGUAGUUUGAAACUCGUACUCGCAGUUCAUUCCUACACACGAAGCCGUACCGAUUAAUUAUUGCGAGUACGAGUUUCAAUGGGACGAUUUAUCUGAGCAAUCAGAUCCUUCUCCACAUUAUCUUCUGCUAUGAUGAUCACCCAUUGAUUGCUCUUUGGAUGGAUGGACGGAUACAUAUUGCCUCUGAAUCUGAUCGCUGACAACCUAAGUCUGAUAUUUUAGAAUUUGUGGAGAGCUAGGUGUAGACCUUAGUCUAUGUAGAUCAGUGAAGUUACAUGAUGGAAUGUAGGUCUAAAACAAGAAGCAGAUGUGAGGACUUUGAAUUCAGUGCAGAUCUGAGGGAAGCAGAGACUGUCCAGUCAUUUCCAGAAGUCAAGCGAGAAAAGGAGAGAGGGACACUUAAUCAGCACCAAACCACAUAUAGAAGUGUAGCAGAAAGUGUCCAUUUAGUCCCAGAAGAUAUGAGCAAGCAAGUAGCAGAGAGAGGGGCAUCAAAUCCUCUCAGAACAACGGAUAGGAGUGCAGCAGAAGGUGUUCAGUCAGUCCCAGAAGAUAUGAGCAAGCAAGUAGCAGAGAGAGGGCCCAGAGGGGCAUCAAAUCCUCUCAGAACAACGGAUAGGAGUGCAGCAGAAGGUGUUCAGUCAGUCCCAGAAGUUAAUGCCAAGCAAGAAGUUCAGAGUAGGACCUUGAUUUCACUGCAUUCUACAGAUAUGUGCAUAGAAACAUCACUAGGACAUACAUGUACUAACAAGCAAGAAAUGGAAAGUAGGAAGUCCAACUUUCUGCGACAUACUGGAGAGAGUGUAGAUGAAACUGCACCAUCAGUCCCGGAUCACAUUAUGCAAAGAACAGAGAGUUGGACCUUACAUACUUCACCACCUUCCAAUAGGAGCUCAGAGGAAACUAUUCAAUUAGUUGUAGGAGUUCUCAUCAAGCAAGAAGAUGAGAGCAAUGACGUUCAUUACCUGUCACCCAUGAAUGAAAUCACUCCAUCAGCCAUUGAAGUUCUCAAGGGAGAAGCAGUGACCUUUUCAACUACCGGUGGGAGUGGAGAGGAAAUCGCUCAGUUAGCCCUCAAAACCAACAUCAAGCAAGAACCUACAGGAGAUAGUGUAGAGGAAGGUGUUUUAUCAAGUCUAGAAGGUGAUGUUGUCGACAAGGGACAAGACAAGGUAAUACGUGGAAUGUCAAUCAACAGUGGAGGUAAAUCUCAUCUUUGUUCAGAUUGCGGCAAGGUGUUUUCCACAACAGAUCAACCCGACAUUCAUCUGAGGACACAUUCUGGAGAAAUUCAGGAGCUACAUCAAUGUCCAUGUUGCAGUGAGAGAUCAUGUCAGGCCAUUCAUCCCCUUCUCCACUUGAAAUCACACGCCGGAGAAAAGACAUAUGAAUGUUCACACUGUGAUGUUGUUGACAACAGACAAGACAAGGUAGAACGUGGAAUGUCAAUCAACAGUGGAGGUAAAUCUCAUCUUUGUUCACAUUGCGGCAAGGUGUUUUCCACAACAGAUCAACCCGACAUUUAUGUGAGGAUACAUUCUGGAGAAAUUCAGGAGCUACAUCUAUGUCCAUGUUGCAGUGAGAGAUCAUGUCGGGCCAUUCAUCCCCUUCUCCACUUGAAAUCACACGCCGGAGAAAAGACAUAUGAAUGUUCACACUGUGAGAAAGGAUUUUCUAAGAAAAGUACUCUUAACCGUCAUCUCCGAACACAUACCGGAGAAAAGCCACAUGAAUGUUGCUAUUGUAAGAAAGGGUUUUCUAACAAAUGCAAUCUAACCCAACACCUCCUAAUACAUACAGGAGAAAAGCCGUAUGUGUGUUCACACUGUGAGAAAAGUUUUUCUGACAAAGGCAAUCUAACCCAACACCUCCGAACACAUACAGGAGAAAAGCCAUAUGAAUGUUGCUAUUGUAAGAAAGCAUUUUCUCAGAAAAGUAUUCUUAACCAUCAUCUCCGAACACACACAGGAGAAAAGCCAUAUGAAUGUUGCUAUUGUAAGAAAGGAUUUUCUCAGAAAAGUAUUCUUAACCGUCAUCUCCGAACACAUACAGGAGAAAAGCCGUAUGAAUGUUGCUAUUGUAAGAAAGCGUUUUCUAAAAAAAGCAAUCUCAGCCAACACCUCCUUACACAUACAGGAGAAUAUGGAUGUUCACACUGUGAGAAAAUUUUUUCUGACAAAGGCAAUCUAACCCAACACCUCCUAACACAUAAAGGAGAAAAGCUGUAUGUAUGUUCACAGUGUAAGAAAGCGUUUUCUACCAAAAGCAAUCUCAGCCAACACCUCGUAAGACAUACAGGAGAAAAGCCAUAUGGAUGUUCACACUGUGAGAAAAGUUUUUCUGACAAAGGCAAUCUAACCCAACACCUCCUAACACAUACCGGAGAAAAGCCAUAUGAAUGUUGCUACUGUAAGAAAGGAUUUUCUCAGAAAAGUACUCUUAAACGUCAUCUCCGAACACAUACAGGAGAAGAGCCAUAUGAAUGUUCACACUGUAAGAAAGGAUUUGCUUUGAAAAGUACUCUUAACCGUCAUCUCCGAACACAUACAGGAGAAAAGCCGUAUGUGUGUUCACACUGUGAGAAAAGUUUUUCUGACAAAUGCAAUCUAACCCAACACCUCCGAACACAUACAGGAGAAAAGCCAUAUGAAUGUUCACACUGUAAGAAAGGGUUUUCUAAGAAAAGCAAUCUCACCCAGCACUUCCUAACACACACAUGAGAAGAGCCACAUGAAUGUUGCUAGUGUAAGAAAGGAUUUUCUUAGAAAAGCACUCUUAAUUGUCAUAUCCAAACACAUACAAGAGAAAAGCUGUUUGAAUUUUCACACUGCAAGAAAGGGUUUUCUCAGAAAAGUCUACCCAAUCAUCAUAUACUACCACACACGAGAGAAAAGCCAUAUGAAUGUUGUUUUAAUUUUAAGAAAGGAUUUUCUCAGAAAAGUCUACUCAAUCAUCAUAUACUACCACACACAAGAGAAAAGCCAUAUCAAUGUUGUUUUAAUUGUAAGAAAGGAUUUUCUCAGAAAAGUCUACUCAAUCAUCAUAUACUAACACACAGAGGAGAAAAGCCAUAUGAAUGUUGUUUUAAUUGUAAGAAAGGAUUUUCUCAGAAAAGUCUACUCAAUCAUCAUAUACUACCACACACAAGAGAAAAGCCAUAUCAAUGUUGUUUUAAUUGUAAGAAAGGAUUUUCUCAGAAAAGUCUACUCAAUCAUCAUAUACUAACACACAGAGGAGAAAAGCCAUAUGAAUGUUGUUUUAAUUGUAAGAAAGGAUUUUCUCAGAAAAGUCUACUCAAUCAUCAUAUACUAACACACAGAGGAGAAAAGCCAUAUGAAUGUUGCUUUUUUAAGAAAGGAUUUUUUCAGAAAAGUGAACUCAAUUGUCAUAUACUAACACACACAAGAGAAAAGCCAUAGGAAUGUUGCUAUUGUAAGAAAAGAUUUUCUCAGAAAAGUAUACUCAAUCGUCAUAUACUAACACACACAAGAGAAAGCCAUAGGAAUGUUGCAAUUGUGAGAAAGGAUUUUCUCAGAAAAGCCUACUCAAUCGUCAUAUACUAACAUACACAAGAGAAACGCCAUAGGAAUUUGUCACUGUCAGGAAAGUGUUUUUAUUUGAAAAAUGCAAUCUUACCAACACCUAGCAACACACAGAGGAGAAAAGCCAUAUAAAUGCUCACGAUGUAAGAAAUGAUUUUCUCAGAAAAGUAUAUUUAACCGUCAUCUCCGAACAAACACAAGAGAAAAGCCGUAUGAAUAUUCACACUGUAAGAAAAGUUUUUCGCACAAAGGCAUUCUCACCCAACACCUCCUA
Strongylocentrotus purpuratus (purple sea urchin) is the source of this 3819-nucleotide messenger RNA. Its product is annotated as zinc finger protein 345. Gene Ontology annotation, molecular function: RNA polymerase II cis-regulatory region sequence-specific DNA binding; DNA-binding transcription factor activity, RNA polymerase II-specific. The record is from RefSeq and is a predicted model, not a curated record. Gene Ontology annotation, biological process: regulation of transcription by RNA polymerase II. Lineage: Eukaryota; Metazoa; Echinodermata; Echinoidea; Camarodonta; Strongylocentrotidae. The transcript has 4 exons. The coding region runs from base 279 to 2723 and encodes 814 amino acids.